This is a messenger RNA of Durio zibethinus, 606 nucleotides long. The record is from RefSeq and is a predicted model, not a curated record. NCBI's taxonomy places the organism in Eukaryota, Viridiplantae, Streptophyta, Magnoliopsida, Malvales, Malvaceae.
AUGGCUAUAUCUAAAGUUAACCUUUGCUGUGUCUCUGCAGAAGGUAGUAUAGAGGUUUUGGGGACUGAAGAGCCAAUUUGGGUUUUUACCCAUUGCAGAGAUGAUAGAUCUCUUGAGGAGCCAAUCUCUUUCUCUUCCCCUUAUGUUGUGGCAGCAUUACCCCAGAGGUCAACAGUUUUGCCCUGGACCAAGACCCAGAAGAACCAAAAGAGAUCCCUGACAGUAGUUGCAGCAGUUGGAGAUGUAUCAGCUGAUGUUACGACCUAUCUAAUUGCCAGUGCAGCCGUUGUUGCUCUGGUUGGAACUGCCUUUCCAAUCUUCUUCUUCCGCAAGGACACCUGUCCUGAAUGUGAUGGUGCGGGAUUUGUUCGUGAAUCUGGAGCGGCAUUGAGGGCAAAUGCUGCACGGAAGGACCAGGCUCAAAUCGUCUGUGCACGUUGCAAUGGCUUGGCAAACUGAUCAAAUAGACAAAUGAAUGUCUUCUGUGAUUUUAAUCCUAAUUUCUGCUGUAAAGUGAUAAAUUCCAAAGACCCCCUAUCUUACUACUUUAAGUUUUGAGCCCUUGAAUCUCCUCAAUACAUAUAAUAAUAGAAGCACCUUUGAUGU